CGCUAUCGGGGGCGUGGCAGGCUUCCUUCCCGUGUGUGUCCCCCCCCCGCGCAGCUAAGCCCGAGGGUGCGCCCGUGCUCCACCGCCCGCCGCCAUGGUACUGGAGUCGGUGGUGGCGGACCUGCUCAACCGCUUCCUGGGCGACUACGUGGAGAACCUCAACAAGUCUCAGCUCAAGCUGGGCAUCUGGGGGGGUAAUGUGGCACUUGAUAACUUGCAGAUAAAAGAGAAUGCACUGAGUGAACUGGAUGUGCCUUUUAAAGUAAAGGUUGGGCAAAUAGAUAAGCUUACUCUGAAGAUUCCUUGGAAGAAUCUGUAUGGCGAGGCAGUGGUUGCAACUCUAGAAGGCUUAUAUCUGCUCAUUGUUCCUGGAGCAAGCAUUAAAUACGAUGUGGAGAAGGAAGAAAAAUAUUUGCAGGAUAAUAAGCAAAAAGAGCUAUCAAGAAUUGAAGAAGCUCUGCAAAAAUCAGCAGAAAAAGGCACUCCUUCAGGAGACACCAUAUAUGGCUUGGAGAGCUUUGUUUGCAAGGAUAACAAGUCUGGACGUAAGCGUAAAAAGCAUAAAAAGCGUUUUAAGAAACCCUUUAAAAGUCAUGAUCACUCAAAAGAUAAGCCAAAGGCAGAGAAAAAAGAUACGUUCUUAGAAAAGCUGGCAACUCAAGUUGUAAAAAAUGUACAAGUCAAAAUCACAGGCAUUCAUAUUAGAUAUGAGGAUGAUAUCACAGAUCCCCUUUGGCCACUUUCUUUGGGAGUGACAUUGAGUGAACUUAGUUUACUGACAGCUAAUGAAAACUGGACACCUUCCAUUUUAAAUGAAGCUGCAAAAAUCAUAUACAAGCUCCUGCGUCUUGAUUGCCUCAGUGCUUACUGGAAUGUGGGUAGCGAGAUGUAUUAUCAUGGCUCCCGUGAACAAAUACUGGAUCGGCUGAAAAGAGGAGUUCCUUCUAGCAACAAUCAACCUCAAAACUGCCAGUAUAUUUUUAGGCCAGUAUCAGCCUCUGCAAAACUGUACAUCAAUCCGCAUGCAGAAACUGAAUUAAAAACUCCAAAGCUUGAUUGGAAUAUAGAAGUACAGAAUAUUGCCGUUGAACUCACUAAGCCACAGUACCUCAGUAUGAUUGACCUUCUGGAGUCCAUAGAUUACAUGGUUCGAAAUGUACCAUACAGAAAAUACAGACCAGAUGUACCUCUACAUAAAAAUGCCAAACAGUGGUGGAAAUAUGCAGCUAAGAGCAUUCUUGAAGUUCAUAUCAGAAGAUGCACUCACUUGUGGUCAUUGGAGCAACAUGAAACAUCACAGGCAGCUUUUGAAGAGUUACAAAAAUAUGUACAAGAACCAAACUAACUCAGAGCAAAUUAUCAGAAGAAACACAACGACAAAUUAAGGAUCUAGAAAGAGCACUGGACGUUUUCAACAUCAUUUUAGCAAGACAGCAAGCACAAGUUGAG
Molecule: messenger RNA, 1449 nt
Organism: Gopherus evgoodei (Goodes thornscrub tortoise)
Lineage: Eukaryota; Metazoa; Chordata; Testudines; Testudinidae
Product: vacuolar protein sorting-associated protein 13C-like
Exons: 16
Coding region: 95-1345 (416 amino acids)
Biological process (GO): protein retention in Golgi apparatus; mitochondrion organization; protein targeting to vacuole
Cellular component (GO): extrinsic component of membrane
Source: RefSeq, a predicted model, not a curated record